This is a messenger RNA of Anoplophora glabripennis (Asian longhorned beetle), 2004 nucleotides long. RefSeq names its product phosphatidylinositol 4-kinase beta. The transcript has 6 exons. The annotation marks the transcript as partial. Gene Ontology annotation, molecular function: 1-phosphatidylinositol 4-kinase activity. Gene Ontology annotation, biological process: phosphatidylinositol-mediated signaling; phosphatidylinositol phosphate biosynthetic process. NCBI's taxonomy places the organism in Eukaryota, Metazoa, Arthropoda, Insecta, Coleoptera, Cerambycidae. Gene Ontology annotation, cellular component: membrane; cytoplasm. The record is from RefSeq and is a predicted model, not a curated record.
GUUUGCUUGUGUAUGUGUACUGUUUACGAUAAGAAAAAAUUCCAUAACGAGUUUGUUGUGUUGUGUUCGAAACAGGAGUGAAUUUUUGUGUUUUGUGCAUACCUGUACGGAGCAAGCGGUGUAAAGUGAAGUUUUCUAAGCCCGUGAGAUGUGUAUUUGACAGCUUGGAUCUUGCGUCCCUGGAAUUUGUCCGCAUAGGACUAGAAAAUCAGCACCGGAAUCCCCCAGUAUCGCCCCGAAGCCCCCAAAAUUUCCCUAGUAAGAUGAAGAGCUAGGCUUAGGUGUCUGAAGAUGAGCGGAGCCGCGUCCACGGGGCUGGUGCAGCAACCCGCCGGGGCACUGAAGCGUCAGAAGCUGGUGGGGUGCAGGGACAGCGUGCCCUCGGUGCACGGCAGGCCCCAGACGACGCCGCUCAACGUCAAGGCCAGGCUGAGCAACCACCAGAGAAACCUCAGCCUCGAUUUCAGGUCCAUGGGCAUCCUUCUGCCACCCGUCACCCAGGUGACCACCGCCAGCAACACCCACCUCACCCUGCACCACCGCAACCGCAGCCUCGACUCGGCCCUCCAGAGGAUACCCGAGGUGGACGUCACUCCCAGCCCGGAGUGCGAGAACGUCGGCGUCGUCGCCGUCACCGGCAUCCUCUGCAACGAGGUGCACACAUGCCCCGCGUCUUCCAAGCAGCGCGACGAGCUGGCCAGCCUCGGUUCCGACGACUCGGGCAUCCUCUGCGGCUCCGAUUCCGGCUCAAGCGACUCCAACACCACCAGGGAGUCGAGCGUGGAGUACCUGGGCCAAAACAACGAGAGCCGCGAGAGCCUGGACAACCUGGACAAGCCGGAAUGCGAGAAAGCCGACGCGGACGAUGUCGAUCAGGACGCCAGUGAUCGGACUAAAGUGUGUGAUCAGAGUGACUCGGCGACGGCCCCCAAGAGCACGGGUAUGCUAAGGCUGCUCGAGAGCAAGGUGUUCGACGUCUCCAUGGCCAUGCACUACCUCUUCAACAGCAAGGAACCGGGCGUGCUGUGCUACAUCGUCAACAAGAUGUUCAGUUUCGAGGACCAGGACGUGGACUUUUACCUGCCGCAGCUGGUGUGCAUGUACAUCCAGAUGCACGACGUCGCUGAGGUCAUACAUCGGUACCUUAUCCAUAGAUGUAGGAAAUCCAUAGACUUCUCCCUGAAAUGUGCCUGGCUGUUGGAGGCCUUCAGCUCCGACGCCUCACUGCCCACCAAGAAGAAGCCGCACGGCGUCAAGCUGCGCAACCUCAUCCUCUCCGACGAGCUGAGGCCCAAGAACCAGAAGAUGACCACCUCGCUCAACAUCCAGUCGGACAAGCUGGCCGUACCGCAGCUGGCGCCCGCCAAGAAGUCCCACCAGAGGUCGCAGAGCGACGCCUCGGCCCUCCUGCCCGGCCUGAAGAAGGGCGCCGCCAGCACGAAACUCUGCCUGGGCGAUCUCAGUUCGGGCAAGGCGUUCGACAAUGGGUGCGUGUGCUUCGAGAGCUGCCAGAGCGUCGUCAACGACCUUAGGGGAGAGAAGACUGAAUGCACCUGCUCGGCUCCCAGACUGAGGCCGGAACUGGAGUUCAUGCAAGCGCUGAUCCUCAUCGGCAAGCUGCUGAGCUCCAUCCCUACCAAGGAGGCGAAGACCACCAGGUUGAUAGCGGAGCUGACCACCCUGAACCUGAACCUGCCGGCAAGGGUGUGGCUGCCACUCAACAGCCACAAUCCCCACCUUAUAGUGAGGAUACCGCCCCAGGUGGCGGCGGUUCUCAACUCCAAAGAUAAGGCUCCGUACAUAAUCUACAUAGAAGUCGUCGAGGUGGACGACAUAGCCAGUUCGCCAGUGCCAACCAAGAUCAUGCCCACCCUUAGGCAUACCAAGUCGGAGGAGAACCUCAAGCACGAGACGACGUCCUUGUCGGCGUUCAGCGUGUGCGGGGGGUGCUACGACGACGUCGAUCCCGACUGGAGCCAGGAGGACGACGAGAUAUCCCAGCAG